GUGUAUCUGCAGACUACAAGCUUGGCGCUGUACACCGGCUCCUUUGAAGUUGUGAUGGCUAAACUGGCUGCACCGGUAAUCGUCGCCGCUGUACUCUUGGGGUCAGCAGUCGGAGAGAAGCAAUGUGACGUUUACGAGACCGAUGCCUUUGAGGUGAUUCGUAGACUGCCUCACACUUAUGCAGCAUUUUCGACAGUCGAUGUAGACUCGUCACUUUUGUGCACGACGGCUGACCUGACGUACUACAACGAGGAAGAGGGAAAAUUGCAAUACACCUUACGUACACCUGGCGUCGGAGGAGCAGAAAAGACAGAGUCUACUUUGAACUACAGCAAAACCAAGACUCCAUACCUGCUCACUCUGGUAGUAAACAAUGAUACCGCUAACCCAUCUACAGCCGAGAGCUUAUACAGUGACUUCGAAACAUGCUCGGUCUUCAAGAUAUAUGGUGAACAAAAUAAAUGCAUCAUGUGGGUGGCAAGAGGCUCAGAAGACGAAAUACCCGAUCUAUGUCUUCGCCAGUUUAAUUGUGGUUGUGGUCCUGCGGUCCCCCUUUAUAUCAAACACAUUUGCAAGAGUGCCGGAGAACGUAAAUAAAACAAAGACAUGUGCACGGCAUUGGCAAAUAAAACGGCGUGCUUGUCUAAA
Rhipicephalus sanguineus (brown dog tick) is the source of this 648-nucleotide messenger RNA. RefSeq lists its product as uncharacterized. Gene Ontology annotation, biological process: symbiont-mediated perturbation of host defenses. The transcript is spliced from 5 exons. Gene Ontology annotation, molecular function: amine binding. NCBI's taxonomy places the organism in Eukaryota, Metazoa, Arthropoda, Arachnida, Ixodida, Ixodidae. The record is from RefSeq and is a predicted model, not a curated record. Bases 55 to 597 code for a protein of 180 amino acids.